This is a messenger RNA of Artibeus jamaicensis (Jamaican fruit-eating bat), 3470 nucleotides long. It is a transcript of the gene CIART, whose product is annotated as circadian associated repressor of transcription. NCBI's taxonomy places the organism in Eukaryota, Metazoa, Chordata, Mammalia, Chiroptera, Phyllostomidae. Bases 2177 to 3334 code for a protein of 385 amino acids. Gene Ontology annotation, molecular function: RNA polymerase II cis-regulatory region sequence-specific DNA binding. Gene Ontology annotation, biological process: circadian regulation of gene expression; negative regulation of DNA-templated transcription. Gene Ontology annotation, cellular component: nucleus. The record is from RefSeq and is a predicted model, not a curated record. The transcript has 5 exons.
AUUAGAGGGAGUUAUCAGAACCUGAAAUUUUUGGAAGAAUGGAGAACAGCACCCACAGAAAACAGGUUUAUUCACAGCCCAUACUUCCCUCUAACUAUUGCUUUAUUUUAUUAUAUAUGAUGUUAAAAUAGUGUUUGGAGAACGUUGAAAUUUAUUCAGAACCCUUUUUUCUUUUUAUAAAAUAAGCACAUUGUUAGACAUGUAAAAUAUCAAAAACUAGAUUCUAAAAAUUCACACACUCCUCCACCCCCACCCCCCAAACAAUGUGCCUUUUCCAGUUAGUAAUUAGGACAGGCAAGGAUAUGUAUGUAUGUAUGUAUGCAUGUAUGUAUGUAUGUAUUUUCGCUAUCCUCGAGACCCUAAUCAGAACUGGGCUGCCCCCUUGCGGUUUCUUCUAUGUCACAGCUUCAAUCAGCCUACAGUCCUUGAGCCCCAUCACCUUUUCUCUUCACUGUACCGUUUCAAUAUAGCAAGGGGCAGCGAACAGUAAAACUCCGAACUUGUCACCUUCCCGCCUUCAAAAUCUUUCAAAUCUCUCGAGGGAACAAAUGAAACCGAAGAUGGACAAACACAUAACCUACAAGAUCAGGGACCUCCCCCACGCUGUUCCUUUACACAGAAUUCAAGUCGCAGAGCCUGAGAAGCCCGGGUGGAAGAGUCUGGAACAAUCUAGUUCUGCUUUGACCUCUAGAGUCGUGGCGGCCUGGCAUCUGAGCUGGUAACGUGCACGGCGGGUUAUGUAAGGAAAGGGCUGAAGGAGCCGCCCCAGCGGGAGCCCUGGAGAGGACGCGGUGUUCUCGGCGGCAGUCCCCACCCUCCUCACCCAGCUGGGCAGGAGGCACCCAAGUCGUAGGAGAAAGAGGAGAGUAUGGUGAAACAGAGACCAGGAAAUCACGAGGGCUGGGCCGCUGAGAAGGGUGAGGAUACACAGUAGCACGCCUCCAUUCUAACAUACGUUCCAGACGCAAGUCGCUGAGGGUUCCACGUGCUGCACCCGUGAACAGAGGCGCUCAAAAGGACAGAGAGGUACGCUUGUAAGGAGUCAGUAGUCCCAUAUCGCGAGGCUGACGCCUCAGGUACCACACCAGUCUGCACACUAAAGCCAAGCGCUUCCGGCGCACCACCAUCCUAUUUAAGGUCACGAGUUCCGCCCUCCCCCCCCCCACUUUUCCACUCUUUUUCCAUCCUCCUCCUUUUCUCAUCACCGGGUCCUCUCCGCCAGCCGCAUGUAGGGGCGGAGCACGGAAUGCUCCCCUUCCAGCCAAUCGUCACCUGAAUGCCUCUCUAUUGGUCGAGCCCCUAUAUGCUGUAGCAAAUGGGAUAUGAGCUUCAGCAACUACAGUCACGUGCCACCGGCUAGAUGACCAAUGAGGGUGCGAGGUCUGUGUACGCAGGGGAAGGCACGUGCACAGCUGCACGUGUUUGGGAGGGGGAAGGGGCGGGACCCACUGGCGGAGAGGCGGAGGUGGAGAGCUAAGACCCGUAGAGUGUGAGGAGCUGGAGACAGCCUGCGCUGAGACGACCGACACAGGUGAGGAAAACCGAAGGACACGCUACGGUGUGCGCGGGAUCAGCCCCGGAGAGAGUGGGUUUAGGAAUCUCUUGGUAUUCGGGGUGAUCGUAUCAGGUGGCAGAGGGACCCAAGAGGGUACGGAGCAGGGAUCCUAAUUGGAAAGACUGGGAAGAGGCGAUGUGUGUUGGGAGGGUGCGGGUGGCCAGGGGUCUUUUUGGAAGGCGGUUCCUGGAGACUCACUAGAUGGGUUCCGGUGCCCGAGAUCUCCGGUGCUCGCCGGUGGCGCGACCUCAGGUAGAGAGGCUCGCUGCGGGAUCAGGUGAACAAUGGACCAGGCUGGGCAAGUGUUAAGUCAGGUAUUUACUCUGAAGCGAGGGAAGAAGGAACGGAAGUCUGUCAGGCUAAGAGCUACUUUGCGGACACGAGAGAGGCAGUCCUGGUUCCUAAUGGAGGCGGGGGAGAUGGCUUGUCUAUUUUGUCUGAGACCGGUAAUUUCGGGGAGGGAGGGAAGAGAUAUGAUUAUCCCGUACUGUGUACCCCAGUCUCCCAGUUCAUUUCCUGAUUCUCAGAUGCUGGUUUCCAACUCCUUCGCUUUGCUCUUCAGUUGCAGGUCCGAUCUUUGGGUACUCCGGGAGCUGCUCUCCAGCCCCUGCUUCUGCACCUAUGGAUUCUCCAUCUAGCGUUUCUUCCUAUUCUUCCUCCUCGCUCCCUUCCUCUUUUUCCACCUCACCAGGGAUCAGUGACUUUGGCUUCCCCUCCGAUAACGAAGGGAAUGAAAAAGGGGCCCAUGGCCCCAGGCCAGACACUGUUGGGCAGAGGGGAGGUUCUCGGCCCAGCCCGGGUCCUAUUCGCUGCAGGCAACGACCCAAGGUUUCCAGUAAUCAACUUACAGCAUCGCCCUCUGAACAGCGGGGCUUGGCUUCUCCUAUGGCGGGAUCUGGGGUCAAAAGAUCAAGAGAUCGUGAACUGGAGACCAGUCUAAACAUCCAUGGUUGUACCACAGAAGGGGACCUGCUCUUUGCUCAGAAGUGUAAAGAGCUCCAGGGAUUCAUACGUCCUCUCACAAACCUACUGAAUGGACUGAAGAUGGGUCGCUUUGAAAGAGGUUUGAGCAGUUUUCAGCAGAGUGUGGCAAUGGACAGGAUCCAGCGUAUCGUAGGUGUUUUGCAGAAGCCACAGAUGGGAGAGCGUUAUCUGGGAACCCUGCUGCAGGUAGAAGGAAUGUUAAAGACUUGGUUUCCUCACAUAGCUGCCCAGAAGUCAUCACGGCAUCGUAGCAGGCACCAGCUGACCAAGCAUUUUUCAAGCCACAACAGUUAUCCAGCUGCUCCCUCUCCUGCACGUCCCAUGGAAAAGAUGGACCAGAUGCAGCUAGGACACUUGGUAUUGAAACCAAAGCAGCCUUGGCAUCUCACUGAACUGCCACCUAUGAACCUCACUUGGAUCCACACCACUCCAAUUUGCAACCCUCCUCUUAGUUCCCCAGGUGCCAUCUCCUUUAGCCAUGGUCCUUCAGGUACCGGAACCAGCAUUGGUGUCAUCCUUUUCCUCCAGCAAAGAGAGCAGCCCUUCACCCACUCAGCCCCGACCACUCCAGUUCCACCUACUACAGCAACUCCCGGCAUCCCCAGUUAUCCUAAGAAACUAUCUGGAGAGGGACCUCGUUGCCACAGCUUACCAGUAACUCUGCCAUCAGACUGGAGCCGUACCCUGUCCCCUCAUGAUCCACCCAGCAUGGCCAGAGAGAGAACUGUGGGACACCUAGAGGAGAUGAGAAGCCAUCCUCCAGUUGCUCCUGAUGUGCAUCCUCUCAACCCCUAGUCUGGGACUUAAGACUGUGGUUUCUAAUUUGUAUAAAUAUAUGUCCAUAUGUAUGUGUGUGUAUUUUACUUUUAAUGUGUGCAUUUGUGUUAAGGGAAGAGAAAUCCUUUCUGAUUAAAGAAGUUUUAUACUUAAA